AGUUCUCUUCUCUCUCUCUCUCUCUCUCUCUCUCUCCCUCUGUGUCUCUUUCUUACACACUUACUCUUUCCCCCUUGGACGGGCAGGAAGGUGAUCUCGUCGGUCUCGUAGGCGUAGCGUCAAAUCGAUACGCACGUAGUGUGUUGUUUCCUUCGUAGCGCGAAAAUGUCAGCGAGUCGAUCGCUUUUCACGGGCAAACGAAGAAUAAGCCGAAGUAUGUCGACGUCGUCGUACCAUCGCGUUACGAUAUAAAAACUUGGAAGUUUUGCUAAAGUAGUUGUUAACAAAGAGAGAAAAGAGCUUUUUUCUCUUUCUCUUUAUCUCUCUCUCUCUCUCUGUCUCUCUCUCUCUCUCUCUCUUUUUCUCUCUCGUAUUCGUAUAUCAUCCGUAAAUUAUCGGCAUCCUAACUACUCUUUUAUAAAUUAAUUCCUGAAAAAGACAAGGUGUAAAAAAAAGGACAGUGUCAAGACAAGUGCUCAAACGAGAAAACAUAGAAAAGGACGACAUAUAAAAAAAAGGAAAAAUUGUUUAAACAAAAAGAAGGAAAAACUGAGUUUAAAAACGAAAAAGAAGAAUGUAAGAUAAUUUUUAACUCGAUUAGUAGAAAAAGUUUUUGUCCUUGCACAACAGGGAUGCCUUGAGGUAGGACAAUGAUCGGACGGAGGACGACCUUCGAAAUAUCAGUAAGGAACUUUCUUUCGCGUAAUAAUGUAACGUAAUUUUUCGAAAGAUUAAAGUAUAAUAUUCGAGUCACUCGUUUUAUCGAACCAUCAUUUUGUAUUGCUUUUCUUUCUUUCUUUUUUCUUUCUUUUGUCUUUUUUUUUCGUUACACGUAAGAAAUAUCAAAAAUAUUCGAAUUCGAAGAAGAAAUAUGAAUGUGAAUGUAAAUUACACAAGAUACAAUGAGCGAUUUUGUAGAAUUGUAGUUAGAAAUAAGGGUGGGUUAUCGUGUUCGGUCCAUUAGGCGAUUAGAAGGAAGAGAAUUCGCGUUGGAGUUAAGUUUUAUUGUCGAUCGAUAAAAAGGAGUGUGUGUGAAGGAUCGAAGUGUUAUACGAAGUCAGUGGAAUUAAUCAACGAUAGAGUCGUACACGCUUCUGUUUUGUGAGAGAGAUAGUGUCCAAAAGGAAGAAGACAAAAGAGAAAAAGAGAGAGAAAGAAAAGAAAUCUGUGACGUGUCGGUGCCGGUUUCCGCGAAGACGACUUUUUAUUAACCAGGCAUUCACCGAGGAGGGAGAGACGGACACAUUUGCCGGGUCAUUACUAGCUUUAAGAAAAGAGGAUGAGUUGUGGCAGUAAUGCCCCCAUCGGAGGAGGAAAGCCAGUGGCUCGUUGGCAGCGGGGGUGGUGUAACAUCCUCCUCUGGUGGUGUGACGAUAACCGGGACUGGAGAUCGUUCCUUGAAUAUUAGGGGUGGCCUUUAUACCGAAGAAAUGACGACACAAACAGCUAAUUCGGCCAAUGCCAACGCGAACGCCCCCUCGGCCGAUUCCGCCGAGCAUGAUUUGAUCGACUCAACGGCGGAUGCUACGCUCCUUGCACAAUUUCAUGAGGAUGCGAUAAAGCAGGCUGGCGUUGGUUACUUCCAAUUAUUAGCAACAUUGUGUACAGGUCUAAGUUUAGCUGCUGAUACCGUUGAAUUUUUUGUUGUCCCAUAUAUAUUACCUAGUGCUGAAGUUGAAUUAUGCAUUGAAGACAAUGAAAAAGGAUGGCUUGGUAAUAUCACUCUCAUGGGUCUUGCAUUGGGAGGAUUAUUUUGGGGAGGUCUUGGAGAUAGAAUUGGAAGGCAUAGAUCAUUAUUAUCAGCCAUGUCAGUACAUGCUUUAUUCAGUGGUGUAGCUACAUUUAUGCCAACAUAUGGUACUUUUAUGACAGCAAGAUUCUGUUCCGCAAUUGGAGUGGGAGGAUCUGUUCCCUUAGCAUUUGCAUACCUCGCAGAAUGUUGUCCAAGACUAAGCAGAGGCCGAUGGACUGGCAUACUUGUAGCAGCAGGAGCAUUAGGUGGCGUAUAUGCAGCUCUCCUGGCAUGGACAAUUGUACCAACAACUGGAGAGAUGGUUGUUCUGGAAAACAAAGAACACUUUAGUGCCUGGCAUCGUUUUCUGUUAUUAUGUUGUUUACCUGCAUUAUGUUCCACUAUUGGACUCAUCUUUCUGCCAGAAAGUCCAAGAUAUCUUGUUGAGGCAGGAAGAGACGUUGAAGCUAUGAUGGUUUAUCAGAGAAUAUAUAAAAAGAAUAAUGCAAGAAAAGGGGCUGCAGGUGCACAAUAUCAACUCUCUGAACUAGAACUUCCAACUAAACGACCACGUGGUUUGGCACCUCCAUCACCUAGUACUCAUACUAGUGUUUUGGCAGAUAUAAUGUACUCAGUUGAAAUGUUUUGGAGUUCCUUUCUGGAAUUAUUUGCAGCACCACAUUUACGUGUAACUUUAGUGCUUUUACUUAUUUGGUCAACUGCAUCAUUUGGUUUAUAUGGUCUUAUGGUAUGGUGUCCAGAAUAUCUUAAACUUCUAAGAGCUACAGAGUAUGAAGCUCAUACUGUACAAGUUGUUGGGAAAAAUUAUAGUAAUAACAUAUUUAGUGGUUCUAUGGAAAAUUGUCAAUAUAAAGAUUCAACAUUUUCAUACUGCAAGUUUACAAAAAUGGUACUCAGUCAUGUUGACUUUGACAAUUGUACUUUUCAGUUUGUAGAAUUUAGCAGCAUAAAAUCUAGUAAAACCCAUUUUACAGACAGUAUUAUUGCGCAUUCAAAAUUUGUAGAUACAGAUUUAUCAUCCCAAGCUUUCACAAGAUGUAAAUUGCAUAACAACACAAAGCUGAGCCUUAGUGGUCCAUGUCCAACUCUUGAUCUUGAUUAUAAUAUUUAUAUUGAAGAAGCAUUACAUGGUCAUCUGGUUGCUCAACUGGCUUUUGUACCUGCAGCUACAUUAGCGGGACUUGCACUUACAGUUUUACAACGACCAAAAAUGAUAGGGAUCUCUUUAUUUUUCUCCUCUGUUGCGGCACUCUGCCUAAUACUCGUUGGUACAAAUAGUUCUGCAGUUUUAGGAUUUGAAGGAGGAUUUAUAGCAGUUUUUGCAAUUGCCUGGACAUCACUUACUUUGGUUACAGUUGAGAGCUUUCCUACACAUUUAAGAUGCACUGGCUUUGGCUUUAUUGCAGCCGUCAUAAGAAUAUCAGGUCUCAUAGGGACUAUAACUUAUCAAACAUUAAUUGGUGCACCUUUAGUUGCACCAGCAUUGCUUACUGCUUCGACAUUGCUCAUAGCUAGUAUAACAACUUUGGAUUUGCCUCACACUCAUUCGGUAUUUUUAUAAAUACCACACAGUUAAAUACAACAUAAAAGAUAGAAUAAUAAAUAGAAAUAGAAUAUAUAAAGAGGAGUUAUAAGUGCAAUGCAUUGGUACUUGUGAUCAUUAGUAUCAACACUUGGUAUUAAAGUAAAAACAAUUUUUGACAUAUACCAUGAUGAUGUAAUAUUUAUUUUAUUGAAAUUUAAAGAUAUAGUAAUGAAAACAUGGAGAAGAUAAUUUAAACAGUGUGGAGCAUUGAAAAACACUUGGUAAAAAAAUUGAUUUUUACAAAAUCGAUUAUAUGACAAGAAAAAGAUACUUCUUUCUUUGUUAUCCAGAUUUCGUACAAAGUGACAUAUCUUAAAGCUAUAACGAAGUGUGUGAAUGUUGUAUAUGCAAAUGUUUGAAGAACCAAAGCGCACAGAGAAUUAACGGAAAUUUUUGAACGAUAGUGAAAAGAUUUUCUGUGGAGUAAAGUGUGUGUGUACUGUAUGUAUGUGCAUUCAAGAAAUCAAUGAAACUUUCAAUAUUGGAAAGUGUAAAGAAGAUAGAAGUUUAAAUACAGAAAAGUUACAAAUCCAAGUGACAUAAGGAAAUUAUCAUAAAGAGUUGGAAGUUAAUAGCAGUCCUUAAGAAAAUAUUAAGGUAAAUUUUCCAUAGCUCAAUGAUGUAUAAAAUUAUACUAUUUACAGGCAUGUAUUGACAGAAGUGUUCUAUUAAGACAUUCCUUGCAAAAUGUGUCAAUUCUAAUGGAUACAAUUAAUUGAGCAUUAAAAGAUAACAUUUCACUGAGUUAGAAAAGAAAAAGGGAGAAAUAAUAAGUCACUAAAUACUGAAUAUUACGAUAUAUUACAGAAUAUGUCUAAAUGCAUAUAAGAUGAUUAAGUAAUGUUUAAUUUCACUAGUCAAACAAACAAAAUUGUACAAUAUUGGAAAUUUUGCAGUGCUUCAUUGGUGCAAAGUAUAUAAAUGAAAAGACAAACUCUGAUAUUUGCAUGAAAAUUUUUUCAUAUUUGUCAUAUGAAAAAUGGGUAGAUUUCUUUUUUCUUCUAUUUGUUUUGAAAACUGUUAUUUCUAGUAUGCCAAAAGAGUUGUAUGAUGGAAGGUUAUCAUUGAAUAGAAAUUUGCAUACAGCAAAGUUCUCCAUGAAGAAUAUAAAGUGUAUAUCCAGUACUUCCGCUUCAUAUCGAUUACUAGUUCAUAGUAGCUAUGUAAGCAAAAGAUUAGUAAAAAGUAAUCAAGAGGCAUUAUCAAUAUAAUAUAAACGCUGCCGCAUAAAUCUUAAAUUUUUAGCUAAAGAUUUCAGUCAUCAGCAUUGUUAGUAUAAAUCCAAGAGAUUAUUGCCUCUAGUCAAUUUAAUUCUUAUUGAAAACAAUGAUGUGUUAAAUAAUGAAAUGUCUAAUUGUCCAAUAUGUAACACGUGUAGUAGAAUGUUUUUUUCGGAAUAUAUAAAAAUUAUAUAUCAACAAAUACUCUAUAAUAGAGUCACGAUAAUUACUUUUCUAGUUAUUUGUAUUUUGCAAUCUCCAUAAUCAAUUGGCAUGAAAUAUAAGAAAGACAAACAAAAGAAAAGAAGGUUCCUUGAAAACAGUACACAUUAUUUCUAUACUAUAAGAAUAUCAGCCUGUCAAGAACAAAAUAACAAUACUCUAUUAGGUGUGAGGACUUAAAAUAUUUCAUCGAAUAUUUGGAGAAUUUUAUUGAGACAAAGAAAACUAGACAUUUACGUCCCAUUAUGGUUAGUGAAUUUUUUCAUAUCAAAUUGUUGUCUUGUAAUUUAUGCGAGAUUAUCACUGGGCCAGGUUUAUCAAGUGGUAUUGUCAUGAUAUGGAAAUGAAUAUUUAAUAGGAUAAAUAUUUAAACAUUCCAUUUUACUCUUGGAAUAUCAUUUUCAAAAUUACAUUAUUCCUUUGAUCAAGAAAUUCAUUUUUAUUUACAUAUAUUACUAUUCUAAACCUGGUCGUGAAGCUUGUGCUGUGUAUAUGAAUAUAAUUAAAACAAUUAAUAUUAGCACAAGUAUAGAAAAUAAAAAUAAGAUGUAGAAUUCCUUUUAAUUGGCACUUUUCAUGUUAUUAAAUCAAUGCUGUAUCAUUGAAAUUUAUCAUUGCCUAUAGAAUAAUAUAGUUUGAUUGACAUAUCAUACUUAUGUGCUAGCACUAUAGAUUAGAUUUUCAAUUAGGCUGCAAAUCAGAAUGCAUAGAAGUACAUACCAGUAAUUACAUGGCAUAAAUUUUUGAAUUUAUUACAUAAACUUCAAAUAAAUUUACUGGUGUGAUAUCUCCUAAAUUUACAUUUUAGAUAUUUUUUUUUAAUAAGAUUAGUUAUAAUACAUAUAUAUUCUUUUUUUUACACAGUCAGAUUAUCAACUGAUUGAUAUGUUGUAUCAAUUAAUAUUUAUUAAAUGUUUUAAUUUGUUAAAAAGGUUAAAUAAUUUGUUAAUGUUAACAGCAAUUAAAUAAGAGGAAGAGCCAUAAAUUGUACAAAUCAUAGCAAAUAACUUAAUAACAUAUUAUUUACAUUGCUUACAUUAUUACAUGUGCAGUAAUAGAUUUAUGUUGAAAAUAUCCAUACUCUGUUAUUCUAAUCAUAAUAACUCGUAUAAAUGCAUUUAUGUCAAUAUAGCUAUUUAAAAUAGACUGAAAAAUCAGGAUCAGUUGAUAAUCACUGUGUGUUGCGAAGAGACUGUACUUUAAAGUUUAUAAUAGUUAAUAAAUAUAAAUUAAGAUUUCGCGUACAUACCUAGGUCAUAAUAGCAGUGUAAGUAAACCAAAAAUGCUGUUUUUAAAAAUUUGAUCCUGCUUGCAUUAUCUGUUGAAUAAUAUUUAGACAAGUAUUUUACGAUAUUCAUUUAUUACAUAAAGUUUAUCAUAUUUAAUUGCAAUACAUUAAUCGAAUAAUAGAAUUUGUAACAUUUGUUCUAUUACAACGAGAUUAGUAGAUUAUUGAUAAAAAAUUUUCCAAUGUUAACGAAAAAUUUUGUAAAUAACAACGCAAUCAAAUUUUUAAAUUCGAUAAAUUAAAAACGCAUUAUAAUAGAAGAUGCAAGUAUAUUCGGCGGAUCAUGCAAUCAGUAUUUAAUCAAAUUAUGAAUUUAUUUGUUUGAUAAUUAUUAAUUAUCUAUUAUUUUAAAAAUACUUUAUUAAAUAAUUUUAUAUGGUUUUAAUGAAAAUGAUAAUAUGCGUUGUUAAUUAAUAUUUUGUACUUGUUGCUUCUAUGAAAGUGUAACUUUCGACAUUGUAAUCUUUUGGUCAUAUUUAUAAUGAGCUCUCAAAUUAUACUCAUGUAUUUCUGUUAACAAUUAAAGUAUCGUCGAUUAAAUUUUCAAAUAAUUUUAAAAAAACAUAGAAUUUACAUACCUAUAUAAAUUUAAACAGUCAGCUUAUAUUUCUACAACCAAGUAAUUUCUUUCAAUUGAAAAAAAACGUAGCAAUAAGAUCAAUUUUUUUUGCAGAAAUCAGUAUAGAUUAUUGAAAAAAAAUUGAACGGAAUGGAGUUAAAAACAAGUGAAAUCGAUUGUCUUGCUAUUUGUUUUUUCUUAAACAAUCGCACAAUUGCUAUUCUGCAUUCAUUCUAUAUAUAUAUACAUACACAUACAUACAUGCAUAUAUAUAUAUAUAUAUAUGUGUAUACGUGUAUAUCAUACCUCAUAUAUAUACAUAUAUAUAAUAUUUUGAAACAAAACAAUUUAAUUACAAUACAUCGAUCGCUUUUAAAAGAGUAAUGGUAUUUUAAUUGGCUAUUAAAUAGCUUAACGCUAUUAUAGAAAAUAUCAUUCUUAUAAAUAUGGCAACUAAUUUAUUUAUAAUAUUGUUAAUGUUUACCACCAUUGUGUAUAUAUAGGGUUUUACAAAUGGCGUGACAUUAAUUAUCUUCAAACAUUUAUUUUAUCAACAAAAAAAAAAAGAAAAAAAAAGCAUAUAUAACAUACUUUUAUAUAGUUAAUUAUUUGUAAUAUUUACGGUCUUUAUCAUCGAUAAAAUUCAAUUACACCUUA
Vespula vulgaris is the source of this 7284-nucleotide messenger RNA. RefSeq names its product synaptic vesicle glycoprotein 2C-like. Lineage: Eukaryota; Metazoa; Arthropoda; Insecta; Hymenoptera; Vespidae. The record is from RefSeq and is a predicted model, not a curated record. The transcript is spliced from 13 exons. Bases 1296 to 3314 code for a protein of 672 amino acids. Gene Ontology annotation, biological process: transmembrane transport. Gene Ontology annotation, cellular component: membrane. Gene Ontology annotation, molecular function: transmembrane transporter activity.